AUGGCAGACCUGGAUCUAGACGCAGCUUUUAUCCCAGCUCUUCAUAAGCCAGCAGCCUUGCUCCCAAUUGCAAAACAUCGCGAGAGCCUACUCUAUGUGAUUGAAAAAUACCAAGUCACCAUUGUUAUAGGCCAAACCGGUUCGGGAAAGACAACGCAAAUACCUCAGUUCCUAGAACGAGCAGGAUGGUGUUCAGGCGGAAAGAUCAUUGGCGUCACUCAGCCUCGUCGUGUCGCAGCAACCACCGUUGCUGUUAGAGUCGCCGAAGAAGUUGGUUGUGAGCUUGGCAAAGAAGUCGGAUACUCGAUACGGUUCGAGGACGUGACCUCGGCAUCAACAAAGAUAAAGUUUCUCACAGAUGGCCUCCUCAUCAGAGAAGCUCUCGUCGAUCCAUUGCUGACGCGUUACUCGGUUAUUAUGGUUGAUGAGGCACACGAGAGGUCUAUCAGCACUGAUGUCUUGUUGGGCCUACUGAAGAAGAUUCGCCGAAAGCGACCCGAGCUGCGUAUCAUCAUCAGCAGUGCCACUCUCCAAGCUAAGGAGUUCCUGGAAUUCUUCACAAGGAGCAGUGAUGAUCAGCCAAACAAAACAGACAAAAAGGAUGACACCGGGGCCAUCGUCAGUCUCGAAGGAAGAACAUACCCAAUAGACAUACUCUACUUGGAGUCACCGGCAGAGAACUAUGUUGAGAAAGCAAUCGACGUGGUCUUUGAUAUCCACACCCAAGAGGGCGAAGGAGAUAUCCUAGUUUUCCUGACUGGCCGAGAGGAAAUCGACAAUGCGAUUCAAGCAGUCAGCGAGCGCAUGCUUGAUCUUGGCUCAAAACACGGUCCCUUGAUGCCAUUGCCAUUAUAUGCUGGCUUGUCUACCGAACAGCAAAUGUAUGUUUUUGACAAGCUACCCGAAGGCACACGAAAAGUUGUCUUUUCUACGAACAUCGCCGAAGCAUCAGUCACAAUCGAUGGAAUUGUCUUCGUGGUGGAUAGUGGAUUCGUAAAACUGAGGGCGUAUGACCCAAGGACUGGCAUAGAAUCACUCACUGCUACAGCGGUAUCAAAAGCAGCCGCGUCGCAACGUGCUGGACGAGCUGGUCGCACAAAACCUGGAAAAUGCUUCCGACUUUACACUGAGCAGAGUUACCAAUCGCUGCCAGAUGCCAAUGUCCCUGAGCUUCAGAGGUCGAAUUUGGCACCUGUCAUUCUGCAACUCAAAGCUUUGGGAAUAGACAAUAUUGUGCGGUUCGACUUUCUAUCUCCGCCACCGUCUGAACUCAUGGCCAAGGCUCUUGAGUUGCUGUAUGCUCUAGGAGCUUUGGAUGAGUAUGCCAAGCUCACUCGACCUAUGGGCUCAAGGAUGGCCGAGUUGGCCGUUGAGCCUAUGAUGGCGAAAACCCUCCUAGCAGCACCGUCCUUUGGAUGCCUCAGCGAAAUGCUUACUAUCGCGGCAAUGACCAGUCUCGGAGGCAGUGUAUGGUUCUCUCACGAAGGCGAGAAAAAGAAGAUGGAGACAUCACGCAGAAAGUUCGCCGUGGAUGAAGGUGACCACUUGACUCUCCUCAACGCCUACCAAGCCUUUGUUACAAAGGGACGAAAAGAAGCAAAGUUCUGUCAUGAGAACAACCUCAACUUCAAGUCCAUGAGUCGAGCAGUCAGUAUCAGAGCUCAACUAAAGCGGUAUCUUGAGCGAUUCAGCAUUAAUAUAGAUGAGACACUCGCUGGACAAGCAUCACCGGAGGCGAACGUCAAAAAAGCAGAACAGAUCCGCCGUUGUCUUACAUCGGGCUACUUUGCCCACGCAGCAAGGAUGCAGCCAGACGGAACGUUUCGCAACGUCGAGGGCAACAUGGUCCUUCACGCACAUCCAAGUUCACUAAUGUUCAACCGCAAAGCGGAUUGGGUCAUCUUCCAUGAAGCAAUGGAGACGGGUACCAAGAUAUUCAUCCGGGAUGUCACCAAGAUCGAGAAAGGAUGGCUCUUGGAAUAUGCGCCAGAGUUUUACCAAAUCACGACAGAUCGGAGAGGGUGA
Messenger RNA from Fusarium proliferatum ET1, 2025 nucleotides. RefSeq lists its product as uncharacterized. Gene Ontology annotation, cellular component: catalytic step 2 spliceosome; intracellular anatomical structure. The transcript is spliced from 2 exons. Lineage: Eukaryota; Fungi; Ascomycota; Sordariomycetes; Hypocreales; Nectriaceae. The record is from RefSeq and is a predicted model, not a curated record. The coding region runs from base 1 to 2025 and encodes 674 amino acids. Gene Ontology annotation, molecular function: RNA binding.